AUGGACACGGAGGAUGAAGCUUUAUUGCAAGAUGUCUGUGCCCAUGAAGACGAGGAGGGGGCUUGUGGCCCCGGCAUGAAAACCGGGGGGUCCCGCCUCUGCGGGAAAUGCCAGUGGGACCCCAGGCCCCGGGCCACCUUCGUGACGCUCCCGUCCUCGGAUUUUUGGACCGUGGUAGGCUGGGUCUUCACCAACCCUUAUUCCGCCAGCCUCAUCCUCUUCUUGGGAUGCGCCAUUCCCGCCGGCUUGGCCCUCACCAUGUUCCUCCACUACCCUGCUCUGGACAUCGACAUCUCGUACAACGCCUUUGAGAUCCGCAACCACGAGUCCUCGCAGCGCUUCGACGCCCUCACCCUGGCCCUCAAGUCCCAGUUCGGCCUGUGGGGACGCAGCCGCCGAGACCUGGCCGACUUCAGCUCGGAGACCUUGCGCAGGCUGAUUUUUGAGAAGCUACAGCACCUCCAGCGCAAUGCCACGCGGCUGGGUGGGCCUAAUCUCUCCCCGAGACGGCGGAGAGAUACACGCCGGAGGGAUCAGGCCGGCCCAGCCAACCACACCUCCCACCGGGCCCGAAGCCCCCUCCCUCGGUGGGAGUAUCCGAGCGCGGCCGUCAGCGCCAACACCCAGACUCACGCCCACUGGCGCAUUGAACUCAUCUUCCUGGCUCGGGGAGACGCCGAGAAGAAUAUCUUCACCUCCGAGCGGCUGCUGACGAUCCACGAGGUGGAGCGUAAAAUUAUGGACCAUCCUCACUUCCAGGAGUUUUGCUGGAAGCCUCACGAGGUCCUCAAAGACCUCCCGUUGGGCGCCUACUCCUACUGCUCCCCUCCCAGCUCCCUCAUGACUUAUUUCUUCCCCACAGAGAGGGGGGGCAAGAUAUACUACGAUGGCCUCGGACAAGAGCUCGCCGACAUCCAAGGGUCUCUCGAGCUGGCGAUGACCCACCCGGAGUUUUACUGGUACGUGGACGAGGGUCUCUCGGCCGAGAACAAGAAGAGCUCUCUCUUGCGUAGCGAAGUCCUCUUUGGCGCGCCCUUGCCCAGCUACUAUUCCAUGGAUGACCGCUGGGAAGAACAAUGCCGGAAGUUUCAAAACUUCGUGGUCACCUACGUGGCCUUGCUGGCCAAGGAGUCUACCAGCAAGGUCCAGGUGCUCUACGGCGGGACGGACCUGUUUGAUUACGAAGUGAGGAAGAUUUUCAAGAACGACAUGCUGCUCGCCUUCAUCAGCAGCUCCUGCAUUGCGGUACUGGUCUACCUCCUGGCGUCCUGCUCAGUCUUCCUGUCCUUUUUCGGCAUUGCCAGCAUCGGCAUCAGUUGCCUGGUGGCCCUCUUCCUUUACCACAUUGUCUUCGGGAUCCAGUACCUGGGCAUCCUGAACGGAGUGGCGGCCUUCGUGAUCGUGGGCAUUGGGGUGGACGACGUCUUCGUAUUCGUCAACACCUAUCGGCAGGCCACGCACCUGAAGGACCUCAACCUCAGGAUGAUCCACACCGUCCAGACGGCCGGCAAAGCCACCUUUUUCACCUCCUUGACCACGGCGGCUGCGUACGCCGCCAACAUAUUCUCACAGAUCCCAGCUGUCCAUGACUUUGGUCUCUUCAUGUCCCUGAUUGUCUCCUGUUGCUGGGUGGGGGUCCUUUUCACCAUGCCAGCUGCUCUGGGGAUUUGGUCUCUCUACUGGUCCUCGCUGGAAAACACCUGUCAGGCCAG
Messenger RNA from Protobothrops mucrosquamatus (brown spotted pit viper), 1712 nucleotides. Its product is annotated as protein dispatched homolog 3-like. The annotation marks the transcript as partial. The record is from RefSeq and is a predicted model, not a curated record. The transcript is spliced from 6 exons. Lineage: Eukaryota; Metazoa; Chordata; Lepidosauria; Squamata; Viperidae.